Penicillium cataractarum is the source of this 1755-nucleotide messenger RNA. RefSeq names its product putative siroheme synthase. Lineage: Eukaryota; Fungi; Ascomycota; Eurotiomycetes; Eurotiales; Aspergillaceae. Gene Ontology annotation, molecular function: uroporphyrin-III C-methyltransferase activity. The record is from RefSeq and is a predicted model, not a curated record. Gene Ontology annotation, biological process: sulfate assimilation; siroheme biosynthetic process. Bases 1 to 1755 code for a protein of 584 amino acids. The transcript has a single exon.
AUGAAGGACGCCUCCAAUGGAUUUGGCCCUGCGCCAUUGAUGACUGCCUGGAAUGUUGAGUCGCAAGUACACUUGAUCGUCGGUGCCAAUCCUUUGGCUGCCGCUCGAUGCGCCAAAAGUCUUGAAGCUGGCGCAAAACCUAUCAUCAUUGCGCCAGAGACGGCCGACGUGCAUUUCACUCUUGCCGAGCAGAUUUCCAAUGGCUCGGCGCAAUGGGUGCGUCGCGAAUUUCAAGAUGAUGACUUGACUACAUUGGGACGAGAGGAGGUAGACCGUGUGGUGGACACAGUCUUUGUCACUCUGGGUGGUAGUGACCCAUCGAGUAAGUUUCCAGUCAUUGGUCUUGGGAUUGGGAUAGGGAUAUCGCUGACCAUUUCUUCCGUAGGCACACACAUCUCAAAUCUCUGCCGACGCUUGCGAAUCCCCGUCAACGUAUCUGAUGCACCAGAGCUGUGUUCGUUCACGCUACUUUCUACCUACUCCGACGGUCCUCUGCAUAUAGGAAUCACAACCUCUGGCCGUGGCUGCAAGCUUGCGUCUCGUCUGCGUAGAGAGAUUGCUGCUUUCCUCCCAGCUGAUCUCGGAUCAGCUAUCGACCGACUUGGUAGUGUGCGCCGACGGCUCUGGGAAGAGGAUAACGAUGCCGGUCUCGGCGAAUCAAAUAUGGACGGCGAUGACGAUGACGCAUCGGGUCAGAAACACACAUUCAACACUUUAGUUACGGAAGACGAUGCCUCUGCGGCAAAGACCAGGCGUAUGCGUUGGUUGUCACAAAUUUGCGAAUACUGGCCUCUUCGGAAGCUUGUUUCGAUCACCGAUGAGGAGAUUGAUGCAAUUCUCAAAGCAUACUCAUCCACCAAGGACGCCGAGCUGGAGACCAACGGAGUUAACGGAACCAACGGUGUAUCAAAGAAGGGCAAGAUCGUGUUGGCUGGCUCUGGCCCUGGACAUCCAGACAUGCUUACUCGCGCCACAUACAAUGCCAUCCAGAGUGCUGACAUCAUUCUGGCUGACAAGCUUGUUCCGGCGCCUGUGCUGGAACUCAUUCCUCGCAGGACGGAAGUUCACAUUGCACGCAAGUUCCCCGGCAAUGCCGACCAAGCACAAGAAGAGUUCUUGCAGAUGGGUCUUGCAUCCCUGCGAAAAGGACAGCAGGUACUCCGCCUGAAACAAGGAGACCCAUACCUCUAUGGCCGAGGCGCCGAAGAAUUCGAGUUCUUCCGGGCGGAAGGUUAUACUCCCGUUGUGCUCCCUGGUAUUACCAGCGCCAUGAGUGCGUCUCUGUUCGCCGAUAUUCCGGCCACCCACCGAGGCGUCUCAGAUCAGGUACUGGUCUGCACUGGAACUGGCCGGAAGGGUGCUGCUCCAGAGCCUCCAGCAUACGUGCCUACUCAGACCGUUGUGUUUUUGAUGGCUCUUCACCGACUCUCUGCGCUUAUCGAGUCCCUUACCACAUACUCGGCUGAAGACUCGACCCGCUCACGCACUCUCUGGCCAAAGGAGACACCCUGUGCAAUUGUGGAGCGUGCUUCUUGCCCGGAUCAGCGUGUUGUUCGGUCAACACUGGAGCAUAUCUGUCGCGCAUUUGAAGAAGCGGGCUCUCGGCCACCGGGCUUGCUCGUUGUCGGCGCUAGCUGCCAUGUCCUGCAUAGGCCUGCGGAGGGCCAGAAGUGGGUGAUCGAGGAGGGAUUCCAUGGUUUGGACGGACUGCACAGCGACUUGGAUGCUGCAAUGGCGCUGACUGAAGAGAAGUAA